Messenger RNA from Anneissia japonica, 2554 nucleotides. RefSeq names its product adhesion G protein-coupled receptor L3-like. Gene Ontology annotation, molecular function: G protein-coupled receptor activity. The transcript has 17 exons. The record is from RefSeq and is a predicted model, not a curated record. Gene Ontology annotation, cellular component: membrane. Bases 1 to 2181 code for a protein of 726 amino acids. Gene Ontology annotation, biological process: cell surface receptor signaling pathway; adenylate cyclase-activating G protein-coupled receptor signaling pathway. NCBI's taxonomy places the organism in Eukaryota, Metazoa, Echinodermata, Crinoidea, Comatulida, Comatulidae.
AUGAUAAAAGUCAUCACAACACUACAUGAAUGUAUCAGAAAGUCACGGCCAAAUCAUUUCAAGGUCGGAGUGUCUGAUCCACAGGAAGGAGAUAUAGUUCUUCUAGGUGGUAAUACCGCUAACCAAGGCAGGAUUGAACUCUACCACAACGGUAGCUACGGUAAUAUAUGCGGGAAAAAAUGGAACUUCGACGAUUGUUCAGUUGUUUGUCGGUCGUUAAAUUACAGGUUAUGUUACAAUCAUCACCGAUACAGCGAAUACGGGAAGGGUAACGGUCCCCUGUUGAUGUAUAAUGUUGAAUGCACAGGAUACGAAAGCACGUUGAGUGACUGUACACAUAGUGGAUGGGGGAACAUACACGAAGAUUGCUAUAUUCGAGUUCAAAUAGCUAGCGUGGAUUGCAGGGAUACUGUUCUAGAUAUACGCUUAAUAAAUGGACAACAUCCGAACGAAGGGCGGGUGGAAAUGUUCGACGGGGGAAGAUGGGGAACAGUCUGUGACUACGGAUGGAGCAUUGAUGAUGCAAUGGUUGCGUGCCGCCAAAUUGGAUACGCAUCUGCUGUUGAAGCAUUUUCUGGAUCUAAAUUUGGCUCUGAUAAUUCGCUUGUGUAUGUUUCCUAUAUGAAUUGCUUGGGCUCUGAGGAUACACUAAGUGAUUGCUUACAUAACGGGAUUGGUAGAUCGGGUUCCUGUGAUGCAACCACAACUGCCGGUGUUCGUUGUUCGGACGAACUUAUUGAUUCUAGUGUAUCUGAUGGCGUGGUGGAAAUGAUUAAUGACGUAACUGCUCAGCAAUUCCCUGAAUUAGAAAACCUUGCAGUUGACGAAUUUAAAUAUUUUUCGACAGUGGGCGAGGGUAGUGAUCAAACCAUAGAGGGGGUGAUUAUCAAGUCAUCUGGCCAAACAAUGGACCUGACUCCAGUAACAAACAAUCAGAACGGAAUAGCGUUUGCAGUAGAAGUAAACACGAACGAUACAAUUGGAAUAAUCGUGGCUAUAUUCAGCUCUGAAAGUGUAUCACUACCCAGCCUUGCGAACUCGUAUAUUGCAAGUGACCUGGUCGCUCUCAACGUUUACGAUGCUGAAGGAAAUCAUACACGGAAGGCGAAGCCAUAUAUUGUUUUUCCUUCUUUACAGGUAAAAGAAUCAAUAGAUCAUAAAACCAUGGAACCAGUCUGCGCUUUCAUCGAUGAAGCCAAAUCCCCUAUUGAAUGGUCGGACGAAGGUUGUGUAACGACAUCAAGCGACUCUCUUACCACGGGUGUAAUUUGUUCGUGUCAACACUUAACGUCAUUUGCAAUCCUUAUGCAGACUAGGCCUAAUACGGACAUAAAGAUAGAGGACAAGGAUGCAAUGUUGGGGUUAGAUGUCAUUACGUUCACAGGAUUGUCAAUAUCAAGCGUGUUCUUACUAUUUACCAUCUGUAUAAUAUGCUCGUUCAGCGAUUUGAGGAAGUCACGACGUUAUAAAAUGUUGGGAAAUCUUGUAAUCUCCUUGCUCUUUACCAACUUUACUUUUUGUUCGCUCGCUUUCAAUAUUGAAAACAAGAUCGCUUGUUCUCUUGCUGCUGCUUGUCUCCAUUACUGCCUCUUGGCGGCGUUUUCUUGGAUGACCAUCUUGUCCACUGACAUGUACCUGUGCAUCCAACAUGCAUUUCUUGAUCCCGAGAAAAGAUUUUUAUUCUUUCAAAUAUUAGGAUGGAUGUUCCCUCUAUUAUUCGUCACUAUCACGGUUGCUGUUACAAGGGAGAACUACGCAUCCGAGAGAUGCUGGUUGAACAUUAGCAACGGAGUGACAUGGACAUUCAUAGGCCCAGUUAUGUUUACAAUUUUGGUCGUUACGAUUCAACUCAGCAUAGUUGGGUACGUGGCAUAUACAAAAUCGCAAACGCCUCACCAAAACGAUGAUGAGAAAAAUAAACUGAAGCAGAUCAAAACGUUACUGUUUAGAAUUCUUCUUUUGACUCCGGUUGUUGGACUAACGUGGAUCUUUGGUAUUCUGAGCAUCUUGCAUAGUACCUUCAUUUUGCAGUAUCUGUUUGUCAUUUCAACGUCUAUGCAAGGCUUCUUGAUCUGGUUCACACAGUGUUUUCUUAGCAAGGAGGUUAACACGGCCUGGAAUAAAUUCAAAAUGCAUCACAUGUCUAAUAGCGUCGACGCUACCAUCGAAACGGUUAGCUGAAAAUAGCAGUAAUCCCACGAACUUUCAUGGUGAUGGUCAAACGUCAUGGACGCCGCUUGACGACUGAUUGUGGCCGCAAUAGGCCCACAGAAAAAGAAAUAUUUUUUUUUAUUUGUUGCUCUUUGAUGUUUCAAAUGGUAUGUGCAAUUAUUUUGGAGUAGAGUUGGCCUGGCAAAUCAUAUAAACUCUCUGAGAAUUUGUACGUGUACUUACUGUCUGCUGUAAUAUAAAAAUAAAAUUCAAAUUCAAUAAGGAUUUAUGAUAAUUAAGCUUUCUUGAAAAGACAUGAAAUUGCGUCGGGGACAGCUACCUUAAGCUCCGUUUCCAUACAAUCGCUCACCCUUUCGCGACAGUCGCCGACAGUUGUCGAGAA